AUGUAUUUUUUAUAUGAAACCAUUUUUUCUUAUUUGAGAGAGGAAAGUAUGUAGUUAUUGAAAUCUAGAUUAAAAAAGAAUUUUAGUAAAUAAUUUGAUUAAACUACUUUAAUAUUUGAAGAAUUCUAUAAAAUAGAAUAUAUCAUAAGAGUUUUAAAUUUAUAAAUUAUUAAAUUACUAAAACAAAAAUGUCUUUUUUAUGAUCUUUUAAUUAAGGAAAAAGUUUCAUAAAAUCAAAUUUUUGAUUUUUGUUUUAAGAUUACUAUUAAACUAUGUUAAAUUGAAAAUAACAUUAAUCAAAUAUAUUAAAAAAAUCCAUGUAAUAAAUAAUAAUUUUUAAGUUAGCUAUUAGUAUUUUAAAUUUAAAAGUAUUUUAUUAAGCAGAAAUCCUUAGAAAUUAUGCAAAAGCUAACAGAGAACAUUCAAUUAUCUAUGAAUUAGAAUCAUAAUGCAAAUAAACCAGUAUAGUUUUAUUAGCUAAACAAAAUAAAGUAGCAUUUUUGAUUACAAAAUUAGGGAAUUGUUCUUAUAAUGUAAAAAUUGAAAGAGCUUCAAAUAAUGCAAAAUUAUUUUUUUAAACAGAAUUACCUUAAUACAUUGAGUCUCUAAUUCCUUAAGGUAUUAGAGAUUAUCAUGAACAGAAUUUACAUGAUUUCUUUUAAACUGGUUAAUCAUAUAGAUUUAAAUAAAAUGCUCGUUUAUUUAUUCUUUAAAAAAACUACAUUUAAAUUGCAGAAUCGUAUUUAGACUCGUACAAUAGCUUAUCUGAACUAAGGUUUAUUAAUAUAAUUCUAGAACUUAAAGAUAUUAAGGGAUAUAUGAUUUUAAAUAAUUAAUUUCAAAUUGUUGGUAUAAAUAAAAAUCUUUUAAACCUAUUAAAUUUUUCAAAAUCUCAAAUUGAUUACUUUAAACCUGAUGAAAUGUUAUAUGGAUUAAAUGUGAAAAUUUUGAUUCCUUAAUUUCAGAUUUUGAUUGAAGAGAAUAGAUCAGUAUCAUUGAUUGAGUUUUACUUUAUAAAAUAAUGCUACCUAUUUGAUUUAUCAAAGCAUACAAUGGCUGAAAGAUUUACAAAUUUGAAUCUUUUAGAUAGAUAUGAAUCUUAGAUCGAAAUUUAAUCUAAAUACCAUAAUAAUAAAUUAUCGUAUCUAAUAUUAACUUUUGAUUAUAUGAAAAAGAUAAAUGUAACUUCAUUAUUAUCAAAUUUGAUUGAAUGUUCAACAAAAUCUAAUUAAAAGAUUGAAUUAUAACAAAAAUUUUUGGAAGAAAUAAAGAUAGAUUCUCCUUAUGAUUUUGAUGAUUAUAAAGAUCUAGACGUUUAGUUAUUCUAGCCUGAACUUACAUAUCAAUAAUUGAAUUCUCCUUAAGAAAAAUCGUCAACAAACGAAUUAUUAUUUUAAUAAAAAUUUUAUAAUCGUUAUCAUGAUGUCUCUAGAGUAAGUGAUGAUGUUUCAAUAUUUAAGAAGAAUUUCUCGAAAUAAAUAAGCAUGCCAUAAUUUUAUUCAGAUAAUAAAUAAAAAUCAUCUGAUUAAGAUGAGGGAACUCCAUCAGAAAAAAGAGAAAAAUACAACUCUACUUUUUAUGAUAAAGCAGAAUUUAUAGAUAAAAUGGUAUAAAAAAGAAUUAAAAACAUAUUUGUUAAAUUAGCAAUUACUUUUUUAGUGGUUUCAUCAUUAUUAGGAAUAAUAUCAUUAUUGUUAUAAACUUUUCUUAUUGAAAAUAAUUUUAAUAAUUAUAUAACUGAUGUUGGAUAAUUGUCAAUUAAAAAUGAUAUCUUACAACCUAUGUUAAGUUUCUUUAUUUUGAGAUUUAUCAUAUAUGACAAAACUAAUCUAUUGAGUUUGAAUUUAAUAACUAAUGAUUAGUAUAUGAAUGAAACUGAUUUUGCAAAAUAAUAUUUAAAAAAAGAAUUUGAUCUUUUUCAUACUUAAAUACAAGAAUUAUUUGAAUCUAAACUUUUACAAGAUUUAUUAUUUGAUAGGUAUUAUUAAGUAAUUUAUUUAUAAGAUGAUUAUACUUAUUAUUAUGAAAAUUUUAGUGCUAGAACUUUCUUUAUAAAAUAUUUUGAUUAUCAGUAAUUAAUAUAUGGAGUUUAUUCUAAUAAUGAACUUCCUAAAAUUACUACUCCAGUUACAUUUUAAAUACUAAAUUAAAAAUUAUUAUUUGAUAUUUGUUCAUAUUUGAGUGAUUAAGUUUAUAAUAAUACAAUAUCUAGAAAUUCCAAAUAAAUCAAUGAUCAAAUUAUAAUAAUUGCUUGUUUUUUAAGUGUUAAUUUUAUUUGCCUAUUGCUCUCCAAUUACUAUUAUAGAAAAUUUGCAAAUUAGAGACAAAUUUUUGGCAGUAUGAUGUUCAAUAUUGAAAAAAGUGCCUUGGAGUCUGAAUUGGAAUAUUCAGAUUAUUUAAUUAGCUAGAUUGGAAAUCAUAACAUUACUUAAUUUUAUACUUUUAAUUAAAAACAGAAGGAACGUGAAAUUUAUUCCUUAAACAAAUAGUCAAAAACCAAUUAAUCAAGUUACUAAAAAUUAAUUUACAAAAAAGCCAAAAUUGACACUUCUAAAUUUUUGAUAUUCAUCUAUACUAUGUUUAUUGGAUUUUUAACUGUAAAUUUAUCUAACACAUUAAUUCUAUCUGAAUUUAUAAAGAAAUAUAAACCUACAGCUACUAUGCAUAAAAAUACUUCUGAUUUAUGUUUAAAUGUAGCAUUAAUUUAUAGUGAAAAAGAAUAACUUAACAAUCAAGUUUUCUUUCCAUAUUUAUAAGACUCAGAUUUUUAAACUAUGGUUGAUCAGUUGAAUCAAUCAUCUGCAUAAAUUAAAUAAUAUUAAUAAGAAUUAAUGAAUAUAAAUCUUGCUAAUUUGCUAUUUCGUUCUGAUUUUGUAUCUUACUUUCUAGAUUAAGAAACCCAAGAUUUGUGUUAACUUAUUAAUGCAGUAUAUAAUUAUAUUAUAUUAGUAAAAUAAUCAAAAUAUUCAACAAAUUUGUGUAAAUUCAUUUGAAGGGUCCUUUUUAUUAGGAAUUUAAGCUGUAUUAAAUCAUGUGUCUAAAAUAAUUACAUAAGAACUGAUUGCUUAAGAAUUUUCUUAGCGCAAACCUAUUAAUAUAUUAGAAGUAGAAGGGGCUUAUUUAUUUGUAGAAUACUUAUAAACAGCUUCUAAAAGGGCAAUGACUGAUUUUUCUGAGUAAGUCUUAAAAUAAAAAUCUAUUUUGGAAGUAUUUUUUAGUAUAAUAUAGAAAAUACUUGUUUCAUCAAUUUCGUUUACAUUAAUUUUAGUCGCAAUUAUUAUGAUUGCUUUAGAAACCAAUUUAAAAUUGAAACUAAAAUAUGCUGUUAAAUUCAUCCACUUAAUACCAAGAGAGGUUUUGUUUUUGGAUGAAGCUUUUGAAAGAAAAGUUAGAAUGGUUAUCCUGAAAGAUCCAAAUAUAUGA
Messenger RNA from Paramecium primaurelia, 3423 nucleotides. NCBI's taxonomy places the organism in Eukaryota, Ciliophora, Oligohymenophorea, Peniculida, Parameciidae. The record is from the annotation of a GenBank genome assembly.